CUGAUCAACUUCCCGCUUCGAUGACAUCGUUUACUGGUUAUAUCGUCAUCAAAAGACCGGAACAUAACCAGUUUAUCUCUGGCAAUAAGCACAGACCCAAAACAGCAGGAACAUAGAUCUCUAUAUACCGACAAAGAAGUUAUAGUGUUUUGUAUCUCUGUCAUAUUGCAUAUAGUCAUUAAGCGAUAAUUUUCUUCGCCUCCACAGACGACUUUGGAAGAGUUAACACGAGAUAUAUGGAUGAUAGUCGAUUGGCCGAGUUGUCUUUGGUAUACAAAUGGAUAUACUGUGGAAACUUAAUCUGAAAUAAAGAAGAGAAAAACCUUCACAAUAAACUUCAUUUGAGAACAAUAAUUUUGGUGCAAACUCGUGAAUGUUUACAACAAACUUCCAAUCAUGAAAUCAUUUUGUUUAUUGUUUGUGAUGAUUUUGGAAACGAAUUUAUGGUUUUCAUCGGACGGAUACUUUAUUUCAUCAGUUAACCUUGUGAAUGGGAGCUCUACUCACGAAGGACGUAUUGAAGUCCAGGUCAAAGAAGAAAAUGAUGACGAUGUUGACGAGAUCAAAUAUGGAGUCUUAUCGGACAUUGGCUGGACAAUUGACACGGCAGACCGGGUUUGUCAGAAUGUAGGCUUUCCCAAUGCUAUUUUUGCCCCUGGUCAUUCGAGAUUUGGCAAAGGGCAACACUCGAAAUUUUUCGAAAUUGGAGAUCCCCCAAACAUAGUUACACUGGUUUGUGUAUAUGAGGGAGACAGUGAUGUGGACAGCGGAGAAUCUGUAGCUGACUGCAGCCAGUUGAACAUACAGACCGCAGGUGUUACAUGUAAUAAACCCAAAUGUUUUCGAAUUCCCGGUCGCGAACGAGGUCAAGUCACAAUAAUAGAAGAAGAUGAAAUAAGAACCAACGAAGAUUGUCUGCUGCUAUGUCAGGGAGGAGGAACUGUCUUUGCUGCACAGAGGGACGAAAUGUGUUUCUGCUUCAAUGACUCUUCCGUUUUAGAUGAAGCAGAUGAUGGUUGCGACAACCCAUGUGCAGAUAAUAAUAGGCAGCUAUGUGGUGGGGGACGAGAUGUCUUUACAGUUUUUAAUGUAUCAGCAGGAUUCUGCCCCGAGAUCUCUGGCGUCAAUCUGAACGUGUAUGGAAGGUACCGAUUUGGUGACAUAGUGAGGGCGAAUUGUAGUGGUGGCAAACAGCUGAUGGGCGAUGCUGUCUUGCAAUGUGUGAGCGGUCCUGAUAUAUUUGAAUGGAAUGGUACCAUUCCCACAUGUGUAGAUGGUACCACAAUGGGACCAAUAGUUACCUUUUCUCCAAUAACUCGGCCUUUAGGGAUGAGUACAACACUCCAACCAACAGGUACAAGAGGUGAAAAAGUGACAGAUAUUUCACCAACCAUGUCAACGGUAAGCGGUAUGGGGAUGGGAGCUAGAUCGGACUCCAAAUCUUUAGCUGUUCCAAUAACUGUGUCUGUUAUCAGUGUGGUGAUUAUAGCAGUUCUUGCUACAUCCAUAUUCUUCUACUUCAACAGAAUGAGGAAGAAAGAAUCUGAUAUGAAACCAGAACCGACGCGUCGAGAAUCGGAGUUCAACAACAAGAGUUAUAGUAUGCACAAAAUUCCCAACAACGAUGGGCCAAGUUACUAUGAAGUUAAACCAAAUACACUCGCGCCAGACACAAUUAUAGGUACUGAUGGUCUCAUAGACAAUGUUCUAUACAAGCCAGCCGAUGAUGUCCGAAGAGAUACGAAUGAACAUGAACCUGAUAAGGGCUCUUCGCAAAAUCCAUCUCAGUACGGACUGAUUGACAAUAUUUUGUACAAACCAGCCGAUAAUAUCCGAAGAGACCCGAAUCUACAAAAACAUAAUCAGAUUUCACCAAAUGACACACCUCACUAUGGACUCAUAGACAAUGUUCUUUACAAACCAGUAGAAAACGCGGGAAACACACAAGUUCAUAACUUUCGUCAAUCUCCGAACGGCAACGAUCUUCCACCGAAUGAUUCCGAGUAUGCUUACCCAGAAGGAGAAACAUCUCGAGGCUUUCAUCAAGAAGGAGAAAUGAUUGAUAACAUACUCUACAAACCAGCUGAUAACCAAACGAGACAACCUGGUUUUGCUUCAAGAAAAUACUAUGAAAUCAAACCAGGAUUUACUCCUGUCGGUUACGAAGGAGCUGAUCCUCUAUUUUCAGGGAACAUUGUCACGGACGGACCAAGGUAUCAUGACAUCGAACCCCAGUCAGAACCCACUCCGUCACGUACCAAAUUCACUGGAUACGACUCUCUACACGGCAUCGACGACGAUGCUUCAGACUUUACGAUAUCAGAUCGUAGUGGCCAGCGACUUGUAAUUCGCUCAGAUGACCCAUCAUCAACGAGUCAUGAAUACGUCGAUGUUGAUAACGAUGGGGAGUUAGCAUCAAAGAAUCCUUCUACAGAUGGUGCUACUUCUCCCUUUGAGAAGAACAAACCCUUUCCUAGCUAUGCCACUGUACAGAAGAAGUCAUAAACCAUCUCAAAGUCUGCGCUAGUGGACUAGAAGCCUUGCAAAGUAAAUGCUUUACUCUUCGUUAAUAAUGUACGUUUCACAAUAUGAGAAUGUUAAUACUAUUAACAAUGAUAAUAUUGAAAUUAUUAAAUUCAUAAAGACAAUAAGCUAAUCACUCAUUUUGCCGCGUCUUCUCAUUGUUUUCUCAACUAUUACGUCACUUCAUGAAAUGCUCAAUCCAUGGUAUUAUUCAAAGACAAUACGACUUUUCAUGUUAACUACAAGAUAAAGACUAACCUUUGGGAAUUUGAAAUUUCAACUAUUGUUUUCGUCUACAUACACAAUAUGCUAUGAGUGAUAUAUCUUGAAAGAUACUCGGAGGAAACAAAGCAUGGAAUAUUAUCAAUCAAGUAAAUGUUUUGCCCUGCAUGCUAAACGAUUUGCCAACUUGGGAUUUAGGUAGAUUUAAGUCGUUUGUUGUUUAAAAUUCAUAGAUUUUUUUAUUCAUUAGCUAUUUAUUUAGAGUUUUUUCUAUUGUGUCAACUUUCAUUUAAAUCAUAUUUAUAAUCAAAUUUUAUAUUUGCCUGUCAUCCAAAUAACAAUCAUCGUAUAUAUUUUUAUUACAAAGGUUUGCUUAUGUGUCAGUGGGGAAUAUAGACUGCAAACUUGUCCCAGAGAAAGUUGAUAUUGUGAGGACUGGUUAUUGGAACAACUUGUAUUUUGAUAAACAAACAUUAAUGAAAUAUAGAAUGAAAAGACAAAGGCCUAGCUAAUAUUUACCAAAUU
Messenger RNA from Lytechinus variegatus (green sea urchin), 3270 nucleotides. RefSeq lists its product as uncharacterized. NCBI's taxonomy places the organism in Eukaryota, Metazoa, Echinodermata, Echinoidea, Temnopleuroida, Toxopneustidae. The record is from RefSeq and is a predicted model, not a curated record. Bases 397 to 2505 code for a protein of 702 amino acids. Gene Ontology annotation, cellular component: membrane. The transcript is spliced from 9 exons.